AUGUCAUUCUGCAGAGCUGUUCACUCUCCGGUGACAUCAUCCGCCACCAUGCUCAGAUACGUGAGCAAGCCGUCUAGCCAGAGUCUUCGGACUUUCUCGUCGUGUGGGCGCCUAUACACCUCGUCAAAGCGUGAUAUGCAAACCGCUUCAGCCUACCGUCCUCACUCGCUACCGACUUCCUUCCCCUUCCCCCGAAACGCUGGCGUUCCCGACACUUCCAUCUCAGCCGACUACCCUCCCAACCUCGAGAACAUGACACAACAGAAGCAGCAAUCAGUCAUGUCGCCUAAUGUGAGCCUGAGAGAGAAAGAGGCACAGCAACCCAAGCCUGUAGAGUCAUCCGCCAAGAAGCCCGCCGAGAAGCCGAGAAGAAAGUUGCGCCCUCGCAAGGCCGCCAUGAAAGUCACGCCUAUAGCAAUUGAACAACUACGUAAAUUAGUUGCUCAACCGGACCCCAAAUUCAUUCGUGUCGGCGUGAAGAACAAGGGCUGCUCUGGUCUCGCAUACCACCUCGAAUAUGUAGAGAAGCCCGGUACCUUUGACGAGGUUGUGGAACAAGAUGGUAUCAAGGUCCUGAUUGACAGCAAGGCGCUGUUCAGUAUCAUCGGGAGUGAAAUGGAUUGGCAACAGGACAAGCUGAGCCAGAGAUUCGUUUUCCGCAACCCCAACAUCAGUAACUCUCAGACAACCAUGUCCUUCCCCUAUUUCAUCCCAAAAGACAAUGACACCUUAACCCCCGAAUCCGAAUCCGAACCCGAACGCAAUACAAACGCAAACCUCCUCCUUACGAUCCGCUUCUCUGCUUCAAUAUCAGACCUCUACCUCGACAUCCCAACCCCCGAAACCACCACAGCCGCAGGCCUCAAGCAAUCAAUCCGCACACAUCUACCCUCCGAUCUCUCGACGCAUCGCCUCCGUCUUAUCUAUGCCGGACGCGGUCUCGAAGAUGCCACCGCGCUGGCGAUAUCAUUGAGAUUACCGUCGCCGCCGCCCCCGAAGGCCAACAAAUAUGAAAGCGCAAAGAAGGAUAAGGGCAAGGAGCCAGUCCGCGAACAGCCGCGGGUUUAUAUACACUGCUCGAUCGGAGAUAUCAUCCUCUCGGAAUCAGAUCUAGCAGAAGAAGCGGCUGCCGCAUCGACGCUUCUACGGAAGAGACAAGAUGGUUCCGGUGAUGAGUAUGAAGCGAAGCAACAAGAAGAGAAACAAAAACGGCAAGUUUCAACAACAACGCCCGCACCACGCGGUUUCGACCGUCUGCUCACUGCAGGCUUCACCGCCGCGGAGGUGACAGCCCUCCGCUCGCAGUUCAUGGCUGUUCAAUCUGUCUCCCGUACGCCGGAUACGAUGCCUAGUAGUGCGGAGCUGCGCGAGCUCGAAGACCGAUGGCUAGAUGAAGGGACGACGACUGGAUCCGGCACUAUGGGGACUGGGGUCGGCGGUGGUGGUGCUGGGGGUGAUGGGGAUGAUGAUGGGAGCUUCGGGACUGGUUCACGAGGGGCUAUUGAUGAUAUGCUUUGGGGUACGGUGAUGGGGUUCUUUUGGCCUAUGGGGUGUGCGAUGUGGUUGAGGAGGGAGGAGGGGGUUUGGAGUUGGAGGAAGGGGUUGGCGGUGUUUGUGGGGGUGGUUGUUAAUGCUGCGUUUGGGGCUAUGAGGAUUAUGAAUUAG
This is a messenger RNA of Aspergillus glaucus CBS 516.65, 1665 nucleotides long. RefSeq lists its product as uncharacterized. Gene Ontology annotation, biological process: protein processing; iron-sulfur cluster assembly. Lineage: Eukaryota; Fungi; Ascomycota; Eurotiomycetes; Eurotiales; Aspergillaceae. Gene Ontology annotation, molecular function: iron-sulfur cluster binding. Bases 1 to 1665 code for a protein of 554 amino acids. The record is from RefSeq and is a predicted model, not a curated record. The transcript has 2 exons. Gene Ontology annotation, cellular component: endoplasmic reticulum; Dsc E3 ubiquitin ligase complex.